Messenger RNA from Monopterus albus (swamp eel), 1611 nucleotides. RefSeq names its product haptoglobin (gene hp). The record is from RefSeq and is a predicted model, not a curated record. The coding region runs from base 435 to 1391 and encodes 318 amino acids. NCBI's taxonomy places the organism in Eukaryota, Metazoa, Chordata, Actinopteri, Synbranchiformes, Synbranchidae. Gene Ontology annotation, biological process: proteolysis. Gene Ontology annotation, molecular function: serine-type endopeptidase activity. The transcript has 4 exons.
CAGAUUAAAGAAAAAACCUGAAUAAACAAGCAGUCUCUUCCAGGGGUCACUGAAUGGUUUGAUGAACAUGAAAAUUAUGUGAACCUUAUGUCAUGACUUUUGCGGUCACCAGAUCUCACCUUACUAAGAUAUUGGAUGUUGUUUUUCCUUUAAUGUGGCACUUUUCUAUAAAUUCUCUUUAGCAUACGAGAACCUGUGCUGUAGGUGCCACAAACAUUAAUCAUAAAUAAAUACAGGCUGGUUAGUUUCCCAAAUGAUGGAAAGUGAGAUUUCACAAAUGUUUAUUUUAGAGUCCAGGAAUUUCCCCCACCCCGUUUUUUAUGGAGCAGAAAUUUCUAGUGUGUGUCUCUCAUCCAAUAUAAAUACCUCUGACUCCAAAGUGCACAACACACUCAAAAGCUCAAGAGGAGAGAUUCUACCCACUACUGCAGAAGAUGAAUAUUAUCAGCAUGUGGUUUUCAUUGACUGUGCUGCUGCUGGCUACUUGGACCUGUCUGGCACAUGUGUCUCCCAGCAAAGAAAGGGUGAAACACUUUGCAUCAGAUUCUAGGUUAACAUCACUCCGCUUUAGGCGAAUGGUCGGGGGAGCUCUGGCCCCUCAUGUCCCUUGGCAAGCCAUGGUCUACAUCGCUGACAGUAUACUGGAUGGAGGUUAUGCAGGUGGUGCUCUCAUCUCCGAUCGCUGGGUUUUGACAGCUGGAAGAAAUGUUUUUGUCAGGAAGAGUCGAGAGGACAUUCAGGGAAAAGAUCCCAUCAUCCCUAAAGUAUACCUUGGAAUCUCAAGAAGGGCAGAAGCUGAUGCCUCCAAAGAGGUUGCGGUACAAAAGGUUGUUCUCCAUCCACGCUUCCAGAACCAGUCUGACUGGGACAACGAUCUGGCUCUGAUCCAGCUGAAAGAGCCUGUGGUUAUGAGUGAUACGGUGACCCCCAUCCCCCUGCCUGAGAGAGGCCAGGACCUGGUCAAUACUGUGGGGGGGUUAGGGGUCAUCACCGGCUGGGGCUGGGGGGUCAGCCUUAACUCUUCUCAACUACUCAAAUACCUCAUACUCCACCAGGCCAAUCAGUCUGACUGUAAGAGAGAAUAUGAACAUAUUCCAUUCACACCAGAUGUAGACAACAACAUGUUCUGUACCCAAAGCACACAGUAUGAGGAAAAUGUUUGUUUUGGUGAUGCAGGAGGUGCUCUGGUUGUCACAGAUGCUGAAACUAGGGACAUUUACGCUGCAGGGAUCCUUUCCUAUGACAAGGCCUGCCGCAGGUACAAGUAUGGAGUGUAUAUGAAAAUUUCCUCAUAUUUACCCUGGAUCCACUCUGUCAUCAGGGGAGAUACUGAGAGAUCAUCUGUUGUGCGCUCUAAUGCAAUGUCUGGAAUGUUUUCAUGGCAUAAGUAGAGCUUCGGGUGCUGUUCCUUUGAUUUUAUAGAGUAAUCAUUGUAGUAUAUUGAGUCAGUGAAUUUUACAUAAAUUGGGUCAUUAGUUAUUUCAGCAGUUAGCCAAAAACAACAUAGUGGUCAUAGGAAUAAUCACUGUUGUCUGUCAAGAAUAAAAGAGCACAUUCUGUGACACUGUAAAUCCAACUAAGACUGUCUUCCUGUUAAAAAAUAAAUAAAUA